AUGACCCUACAGAGUGCACUGUGGAAACAUUCCCCCGUGACUGUAAAACAUGUUAAGGGACAGGAGGAUGGUAGAACACUUGUAAGGAGAGAAGUGGACAUAUUGCGCCGUUUACAACAUCCACACCUGGCAAAACUUCUGGCAGUAUGUUUAGAUCCUAAUCCAGAUCAUAUCUGUCUGGUAAUGGAGCAUUUUCAGUUUGCAUCACUCAACCACCUGCUACACAAAACCCAAGUAAAUAUGAGCCUACCUGAGAGAAUUAAUAUUUUAAUGGAUAUAGCCAAGGGAAUGAUUUAUAUUCACAGGCUCUCCAUAAUUCACGGAUUUCUCAAUUCAUUUUCGGUUUUCAUUGACGAGAAGCUUAAGGCAAAAAUCGGUAACUUAGAGUUUUCUCAGAAAGUUGGAGACAUCAAACAUGAGAUCGCAUGUUGUGGGAUACAAAAGAACUGGAUGGCACCCGAACAAAUCUCACACGAGCCACCUGAUACGCUUACAGCCUCCGAUGUUUACAGUUUUGGCGCUCCAAUGUGGGAGACAUUGGCUAGAAAGGUUCCAUGGUCAUGGCUGACGGGAAUCACUUUAAAACAAGCUCUCUGUCGGGAUCGUAUGACCCUUCCUAUGCUGGAAAUCUGGCCGGGAGAAAUUGAGUCUGUCAUGAAAAAAUGCUUCAAUGACGCUGUAGAUCGGCCGAACUUCUGCAGUGUACAUGAGUACCUCUCGACCAUUGAGAAUUCCGGAGGGGGACUGACUUCAGAAGUUUUGGACGGAGCCUUUCCUGAUUGGUGCGAAGUUCACCUUGGUAGCAUACAAAACGCGACCCAAAGAGUAAGGACCAGGGGUACUUCAGGGGCUCAACCCAGUUUAAGCACCACUCGAAGGGAAAGAGAGGUUGAGCAAUAUGGCUACCAAAUUGCGAAACAAUUAGAGUUGGAUCGCGACAUUCGACGACGGUCUCGAAGGUAUUCACGUCCCACCUGGGCAAAGGAGGUUGCCUUGACCAGAGCAAUAGCAAGAGAUUUAGAGAGAGUCCAAAACUAUACAUGGAAAACUUAUGACACUGCCUCGAAAGAUAAGACAUCAAUUAGACGUGGAAGGAAGCACAGUGUCUUGAAUGAGGAGACUUUUGACAGACUUCUUACGACAUCCUCUAAAUACUUGAAGAAGGACUGGUCUAAAGUGCUACAUGGAAUGGGAAAGCUAAAAAAACUCGAUGAGAGGAUUAAGGGAAAAGGUUAA
Molecule: messenger RNA, 1236 nt
Organism: Stylophora pistillata
Lineage: Eukaryota; Metazoa; Cnidaria; Anthozoa; Scleractinia; Pocilloporidae
Biological process (GO): protein phosphorylation
Molecular function (GO): ATP binding; protein serine/threonine kinase activity
Source: RefSeq, a predicted model, not a curated record